Molecule: messenger RNA, 1275 nt
Organism: Alternaria burnsii
Lineage: Eukaryota; Fungi; Ascomycota; Dothideomycetes; Pleosporales; Pleosporaceae
Exons: 2
Coding region: 1-1275 (424 amino acids)
Biological process (GO): regulation of transcription by RNA polymerase II
Molecular function (GO): DNA-binding transcription factor activity, RNA polymerase II-specific; RNA polymerase II cis-regulatory region sequence-specific DNA binding
Source: RefSeq, a predicted model, not a curated record
AUGCAUCCUGGGAGUGACCCCAUGGGUGUACCUCCCAGCUUUGCAACGCGAAGACCUCACGCCCAACAACUAGGUAGCUUUGAGCUUCCUCCACCACCCAUGCACAAAUAUCCCUUCACCAAUACCGUCACCACAUCACAAUCAUCGCAGGCUCCGACCACUAUUGGAAACCUGUUGACUCCGCCAAACACAACUCACAGUGAUGUGAUUGGCUCAUCAGCUGUCUCCACAAGCAACGCUCAGUACUCGACAGCCAUGGCAUACUCCAAUGGACAGUAUGUUUACUCUCCGCCAGCACAGGGAUCGGCGGCACACUACGGCUACCCGGCGGCACAUCACCAACAGCAGCACCAAUACGGCCAAGCCCGUGGAGGUAUGUUUGCUCCGCCGCGCAGCGAAGGCCAGUUCGGACGACAAGACUCACUGGGAAAAGGGCUGAAUCCGCCACCAUAUGAGAUGAAUCAGCAACUUCCACCUUUUACGCCUUCGUCCAACGGAGCGAGUAUGCCCUCGAUAUCCACGCAGCAGCAGCACCAACAACACCACCAUCAACAGAUGAUGGGCGCACAAACACCAGUUUCCUCUUCGGCACCACAACAAUCACCAGCCCUCAGUCAGGACUCCUUUAGGCCACCCCAACCACCAACCCCCACAUACAGCUACCACACUGCCAGCACUCCGCAACACUCAAACUUCCCCUACUCUACUGGACCCUCCCCAACGCUGAGCCAACAACAAAGCCCCAUCAGCGCUGGCGGUUCCAUGCCCCGCAUGUCUCCCGCCGUAUCUCAAGGUUCAAUCCCUUCGAUCCCCUCCAAUAACCCCUCCCAAUCACCCUACCAAUACCAACAAAGACCACCGCUUCAAUACGCUGGCGGCCAGGCCCCUGUCUUUUCCAACGUUCAAAACCCCAAUGGCGGACUUGCCUUGGUCGGCGGCCAUCCAGCCAUGAUGCCUGGAUUCAACAGUGGCCAUGCAGCCGCUAUGCCGCAUUUCAUGGGUCACCCGCAACAUCAGCAGCCCGCUGCCAAUGACCGGCCCUUUAAAUGCGAUCAGUGCCCACAAAGCUUCAACCGCAACCAUGACUUGAAGAGGCAUAAGCGGAUCCAUCUCGCCGUCAAGCCGUUUCCCUGCAACCACUGCGAUAAGAGCUUCUCGAGGAAGGAUGCCUUGAAGCGACAUAUCCUCGUCAAGGGAUGUGGGAAGGCCAGCGCGGACGACAACACAAAACGCGAAACCCCGUCGCCCAAGAUUGAAGACUCGAAAUCACAUUGA